Molecule: messenger RNA, 8528 nt
Organism: Physeter macrocephalus (sperm whale)
Lineage: Eukaryota; Metazoa; Chordata; Mammalia; Artiodactyla; Physeteridae
Gene: BAZ2A
Product: bromodomain adjacent to zinc finger domain 2A
Exons: 30
Coding region: 270-6005 (1911 amino acids)
Cellular component (GO): rDNA heterochromatin
Molecular function (GO): DNA binding; protein binding
Source: RefSeq, a predicted model, not a curated record
GACAUCACCCUACAGCAGUUCAGGCUGUGGUUCGCAGGAAGCAUACAUUGGCUUUUUGAUUCGUGCUAGUUCCCACCUCGCAGUUUGGGAGGAUCUAACACCAGCCUGCACGUGAAGGGGGAACCAAGGACAGUGAGGAGCUGGGUGGUCCCAGCCCUGGAGCCCUGCCAGCCCAACAUGGGAAUCUUCCCGACCCCCAGAGCCCUGCAGAUGUCGCCGGGAAAGUGGUGAUCCAGGCAGGACCAGGCUGCCACCCACGGGACAGAGAAAUGGAGGCAAACGACCAUUUUAACUUUACUGGCCUUCCCCCUGCACCUGCUGCCUCAGGACUGAAACCCUCUCCCUCCUCAGGGGAGGGGCUCUACACUAACGGGUCUCCCAUGAACUUCCCCCAGCAAGGGAAAAGUUUGAAUGGGGAUGUGAAUGUUAAUGGCUUAUCUACUGUAUCUCACACUACUACUUCAGGGAUUUUGAACUCUGCUCCCCAUUCCUCCAGCACCUCACACCUCCAUCACCCCAACGUGGCCUAUGACUGUCUCUGGAACUACUCACAGUACCCACCUGCCAAUCCUGGCAGCAACCUCAAGGACCCACCCCUUCUCUCCCAGUUCUCGGGGGGACAAUACCCACUCAACGGCAUCCUUGGGGGCAGCCGGCAACCUUCAUCCCCAAGUCACAACACUAACCUUCGGGCUGGGAGCCAAGAGUUCUGGGCCAACGGUACCCAGAGUCCCAUGGGGCUUAACUUCGAUUCACAGGAACUAUAUGAUUCCUUUCCUGACCAGAAUUUUGAGGUGAUGCCCAAUGGACCCCCUAGUUUUUUCACCUCCCCACAGACUUCUCCUAUGUUGGGAUCCAGCAUCCAGACCUUUGCACCCUCCCAGGAGGUAGUCAGUGGUAUCCAUCCUGAUGAGGCAGCAGAAAAGGAGCUGACUUCAGUUGUGGCGGAGAAUGGCACUGGCUUGGUAGGCAGCCUGGAGCUGGAAGAGGAGCAGCCAGAACUAAAGAUGUGUGGUUACAACGGCUCUGUCCCUUCUGUGGAAUCAUUACACCAAGAGGUCUCAGUCUUGGUCCCUGAUCCCACAGUGAGCUGCCUAGAUGAUCCUUCACAUCUUCCUGAUCAACUGGAAGACACUCCAAUCCUCAGUGAAGUCUCUCUGGAGCCCUUCAACACUUUGGCACCGGAGCCAGUGACUGGAGGACUCUAUGGUAUAGAUGACACGGAGCUGAUGGGUGCAGAGGACAAGCUGCCUCUUGAGGACAGCCCUGUGAUCUCUGCCCUCGAUUGUCCUUCCCUCAAUAAUGCCACUGCCUUCAGUCUCCUGGCAGAUGACAGUCAAACUUCAGCCUCUAUCUUUGCCAGCCCCACCUCUCCACCUGUCCUUGGGGAGUCUGUUCUGCAAGAUACUAGCUUUGACCUGAAUAAUGGCAGUGAUGCAGAACAGGAAGAGAUGGAGACUCAGGCUUCAGACUUCCCACCAUCUCUGACCCAGCCAGCCCCUGACCAGUCAUCCACUCUUCAGCUCCGUACAGCACCCUCGCCAGCGGUCUCACCAACAGCCUCGCCAGCAGUCUCCCUGGCGGUUUCUCCAGCAGCCUCCCCGGAAAUCUCUCCAGAAGUCUCUCCAGCAGCCUCCCCAGAAAUUUCCCCAGCCAUCUCCCCGGCAGCCUUCCCAACAGUCUCUCCAACUUCCUCAGCAGCCCUCCCACCCAUCUCCUCAGAAGUCUCCUUGAUGGCCUCCCCAGUGACCUCCCCAAAAGCCUCCCCCACACCUUCCCCAGCAGCUGUCUUCCCAGCAGCCUCCCCAGCAGAUAAGAAUGUCAGCAGCUUCCUUGAGACAACUGCUGACCUGGAAGAGAUCACUGGAGAAGGAGUCACUCCCUCUGGUAGUGGUGAUGUCCUGAGGAGACGUAUUGCUACCCCAGAAGAAGUUCGUCUUCCCCUCCAACAUGGGUGGCGGAGAGAGGUGCGCAUCAAGAAGGGCAGCCACCGAUGGCAGGGGGAGACCUGGUAUUACGGCCCCUGUGGGAAGAGGAUGAAACAGUUCCCGGAAGUGAUCAAGUACCUGAGCCGCAAUGUGGUACACAACGUCCGCCGUGAGCACUUCAGCUUCAGUCCCCGUAUGCCUGUUGGUGAUUUCUUUGAAGAGAGAGACACACCAGAGGGCUUGCAGUGGGUACAGCUCUCAGCAGAGGAGAUCCCAUCCAGGAUUCAGGCAAUUACUGGGAAACGGGGCCGACCUCGAAACACUGAGAAGGCCAAGACCAAGGACGUCCCCAAGGUGAAACGGGGCCGAGGUCGGCCACCCAAGGUCAAAAUCACUGAGCUGUUGAAUAAGACAGACAACCGCCUCCUAAAGAAAUUGGAGGCCCAAGAAACACUGAAUGAGGAAGAUAAAGCGAAGAUGAGUAAAAUCAAGAAGAAGAUGAAGCAGAAGGUACAACGGGGAGAGUGUCAGACUACUAACCAAGGGCAGGCCAAGAACAAGAGGAAACAAGAGACCAAGAGCUUAAAGCAGAAGGAGGCCAAGAAGAAAUCGAAGGCUGAGAAGGAGAAAGUAAAAACAAAGCAGGAAAAACUGAAGGAAAAAGUCAAGAGGGAGAAGAAGGAGAAGGUAAAAAUGAAGGAAAAGGAGGAGGUGGCCAAAGCCAAGCCAGCCUGUAAAGCAGAUAAAGCGCUGGCCACACAGAGGCGCUUGGAGGAGCGGCAGAGGCAGCAGAUGAUCUUGGAGGAGAUGAAGAAGCCUACAGAGGACAUGUGUCUGACUGACCACCAGCCCCUGCCCAACUUCUCACGCAUCCCUGGUCUGAUCCUGCCUAGUGGGGCCUUCUCAGACUGCUUGACCAUUGUGGAGUUCCUGCACAGCUUCGGCAAGGUGCUGGGCUUUGACCCUGCCAAAGAUGUACCUAGCCUGGGGGUCCUGCAGGAGGGACUCCUGUGUCAAGGCGACAGCUUGGGCGAGGUGCAAGAUCUGCUGGUGCGGCUCCUGAAAGCUGCGCUCUAUGAUCCUGGCUUGCCUUCCUACUGUCAGUCUUUAAAGAUCUUGGGCGAGAAGGUGUCCGAGAUCCCACUAACAAGAGACAAUGUGUCUGAGAUCCUGCGCUGCUUCCUCAUGGCGUAUGGAGUGGAGCCAGCCCUCUGCGACAGCCUGCGCACCCAGCCUUUUCAAGCCCAGCCGCCCCAGCAGAAGGCUGCUGUCCUGGCCUUCCUUGUGCAUGAGCUCAAUGGCUCCACCCUCAUCAUCAAUGAGAUUGACAAGACUCUGGAGAGUAUGUCCAGCUACAGGAAAAACAAGUGGAUUGUUGAAGGCCGGCUCCGGAGAUUGAAAACUGCUUUGGCCAAGCGAACUGGGCGACCUGAGGUAGAGCUGCAGGGGCCGGAGGAAGGCCUGGGGCGGAGGCGCAGUUCUCGGAUCAUGGAGGAGACCAGUGGCAUGGAAGAGGAGGAGGAGGAGGAGACUACAGCUGCCGUCCAUGGCCGUAGGGGUCGAAGAGAUGGAGAGAUUGAUGUCAUAGCAUCUAGCAUCCCAGAGCUAGAGCGCCAGAUAGAAAAACUCAGCAAGCGUCAGCUCUUCUUUCGCAAAAAGCUGCUUCACUCAUCCCAGAUGCUUCGGGCAGUCUCCUUGGGUCAGGACCGCUACAGACGCAACUACUGGGUGUUGCCCUAUUUGACUGGUAUCUUUGUGGAAGGAACAGAGGGGAGCUUAGUUCCUGAGGAUGUGAUAAAGCAGGAAACUGACUCCUUAAAAGUGGCAACCCAUUCAACACCCAGCCCAGCCUCCUUCUCUCUGAAGAGGGAGUUAGCUGGCUCCAGCACCGCUGCCAGUUCUCCUGCCCGGGCCCGAGGCCGACCUCGGAAAACUAAGCCUGGGUCUGUGCAACCUAGGCACUUGAAAUCUCCUGUCAACAGUCAAGGUUCAGAACAGCUGCAGGUCCAGCUUCAGCCCGAGACUCAGCCUCAUCCUCAGCUUCAGGCUCAUGCCCAGCCCCAGCCCCAGCUUCAGUCCCAUCCUCACUCCCAUAAUGGGUUCCUAGAGCCAGAGGGCUCCCCUUUGUCUCUGGGUCAGAGCCAGCACGACCUCAGCCAGUCAGCCUUCCUGUCUUGGCUGAGCCAGACUCAGAGCCAUGGCUCCCUGCUCAGUAGCUCAGUCCUUACACCUGAUAGCAGCCCCGGAAAACUGGACCCAGUGCCAUCACGGCCCCCGGAGGAGCCAGAACCUGACGAGACAGAAGCCAGCCCCGAUUCUCAAGCUCCCUGGUUUAACUUCUCAGCCCAGGUGCCCUGCAGUGCUGCCCCUACACCACCCCCUGCAGUUUCUGAGGACCAGCCCACUGCUUCCCCUCAGCUAUCUGCCUCCUCCAAGCCAGUGAAUAGACCCAGUGCUGCCAACCCCUACUCUCCAGUGCAGCUCUCUUCCACCCCCUUGCUGGGCGUGGCUCCUAAAAGGCGAGCAGGAGACCCUAGAGAAACACCACAGAGCCCCACAGGGAUGGGACAGCCAAAACGGAGAGGGAGACCUCCCAGUAAGUUCUUCAAACAGAUGGAGCAGCGUUACCUAACCCAGCUGACAGCCCAGCCCGUCCCCCCUGAGAUGUGCUCGGGCUGGUGGUGGAUCCGAGAUCCUGAGACAUUGGAUGCCAUGCUCAAGGCCCUGCACCCCCGAGGCAUCCGAGAGAAGGCACUUCACAAACACCUAAACAAGCACAGGGACUUCUUACAAGAAGUCUGCCUACGGCCCUCAACUGACCCCAUCUUUGAGUCUAGUCAGCUCCUUGCCUUUCAAGAAGGGAUCAUGAGCUGGUCCCCCAAAGAGAAGACGUAUGAGACAGACUUGGCUGUGCUUCAGUGGGUAGAGGAGCUGGAACAGCGGGUUAUCCUGUCCGAUCUGCAGAUUCGGGGCUGGACACGUCCCAGCCCAGACUCUACUCGUGAAGACUUGGCCUACUGUGAGCAUCUACCUGACUCCCAGGAGGAUAUCACCUGGCGGGGUCGAGGCAAGGAAGGACUGGCACCCCAGCGUAAAACUACCAACCCCCUGGACCUGGCAGUGAUGCGACUCGCUGCCCUGGAGCAGAAUGUGGAGCGGCGGUACCUGCGGGAGCCCCUAUGGCCAGCUCAUGAGGUUGUGCUGGAGAAGGCCCUGCUCAGCACGCCCAGUAGUGCCCCACAGUGUACCACUACAGAGAUAUCAUAUGAGAUCACCCCUCGCAUUCGAGCCUGGCGCCAAACGCUAGAGCGGUGCUGGAGCGCGGCCCAGGUCUGCUUGUGCCUGGGCCAGCUGGAGAGGUCCAUUGCCUGGGAGAAGUCUGUCAACAAAGUGACCUGUCUAGUCUGCCGGAAGGGUGACAACGAUGAGUUUCUUCUACUUUGUGACGGGUGUGACCGUGGCUGCCAUAUUUACUGCCUUCGGCCCAAGAUGGAGGCUGUCCCAGAAGGAGACUGGUUCUGCGCUGUCUGUUUGGCCCAGCAGGUAGAGGGAGAAUUGACUCAGAGGCCAGGUUUCCCAAAACGAGGCCAGAAGCGGAAAAGUAGUUUUGUGCUGAACUUCCCAGAAGGUGACAGCUGCCGGCGCCGGCUGCUGUCGAGGGGCCGAGAAAGCCCGGCAGUGCCUCGGUGCUCAGAAGGAGGACAGUCCCCCUCAAAGCGGCGGCGGCUCUCCAUGCGGAACCACCACAGUGAUCUCACUUUUUGCGAGAUUAUCUUGAUGGAGAUGGAGUCCCAUGAUGCAGCCUGGCCUUUCCUGGAGCCUGUGAACCCACGAUUGGUGAGUGGGUACCGGCGCAUCAUCAAAAACCCUAUGGAUUUUUCCACCAUGCGGGAGCGGCUGCUCCGGGGAGGGUACACCAGCUCAGAGGAGUUUGCAGCUGAUGCACUUCUGGUCUUUGACAACUGCCAGACAUUCAAUGAGGAUGACUCUGAAGUGGGCAAGGCUGGGCACAUCAUGCGUCGCUUCUUCGAGAGCCGCUGGGAGGAAUUUUAUCAGGGAAAACAGGCCAAUCUGUGAGGCAAGGGAGGUGGGGAGUCACCUUGUGGCAUUGCUCCCUGCCCUCCAAACAAACAGACCCUGCCAUUCUCACCUGCUGAUGCUGCCCUGGGUCCAGACUCGAGUCAGAGGUAGAACCCUGAUUUUCGACCCUACCUUUGGCAGCGCCCUACAUCUUCUUAUCCCUACACCCCUUUCUUCCUUUCCUCCUCUUGUUCCUCACAUAAGAGGGGCAGAGAUGAGGUCCUUCUGGACUGAAAGCCAAAAAAAAAAAAAAAAAAAAAAAAAAAAAAGAAAGAAAGAAAAAAUAAUUUUUCCUUUCUGUUUUAUUUCCUAAUUAAAAAAGAGGAGGAGGAUGAAAGAAGCCCCUACUUCCUCCUCCCAGCUUUCUCACCUUCCCUGUACAUGCCCCAGCAUUCUGGGGCUAUUUAACAAUAGCAAUAGUUCUAGUGAAUGUGUGAAACCAAGAAACACUCUGUACUGUGUGUGGACCCGCAGUGACGGCCAGUAAAGUGGACUUAACUCCCAAGUGUGUCGAGCCGGACACCGGGCCCUGAACAUGCUGCUUCCAUGUUCAGUCCCUCCCCCGCUUUUCACUUUCUCUCUCUCAGUCCCUCCCCCUGCCACCUUUUCAGAUUUUCUCUCAUCCAGUAAUGUAAAACUGUUGUGUACGGGUUCCUCCAUCCUUUUCCCCCAAAUCUUUUUUCCCUUCAAAGGAAAAAGAAGUUCAGAGGUCCCUGUCUUUCUCUCUGUCCUCAUCUUCCUGCCAAUAGCUAGUCCCUCUGUAAUGUUGGAUACUCCUCAAAUGCUGAGUUUCUAGCCUUUUCUGAAACUUAGCAAACUGGGGAGAGGGCAGGGAGGCAUCCUGAACCCUGGGCCUUCCAGCCUCCUUCCCCACCUCUUACCCAAACCUCCUUCUUGGGAACUCCUCAGGGACUACUACUGCUGAGUUUGGGCACACCCCCAAGAUGGAGGCCAGGUAGCAAUCGACUGGCCUGAGAGAGAGAGAGAGAGGUGUGUGUGUGUGAGAGAGUGAGUGAGUGAGAGGAUGCUGUGAUUGUGCCCCUAUUUUGUUUGGUGGCAUCCAUUCAGUUUUUCCCCCCAAGUAUCUGUUUUCCAUUGUUUCCAACCAUUGAAACACCUUUCCCAUUGUUUCACACCAUCACUUUGUCUUUGGGAAACCACAGGAACAGUUUUUCUGGGUACAAGGCUGUGUCUCUCCCCUCUCUCCCAGUCAUUUCUGUUCCAGCCUCUUCAAACUGUGCAAUCUUUCAGCAGGAACUCCCUCUCCUUUCAGUAGCUCUGAGUCUUAAGCUUUUGCAGGGAGAGGGGUAGAACUGGAUCUCUUCCUAAUCCCAUGAGCUUCUGUGGGUUUAGUAGUGCUUUCCUUCCCUUAUCUACUUCAUAUCCUGGGACCCCUUCCCCAGUAGCAGAGACCCCAGAACACAGGAGAGUAGGGAGGAGAGGUUCUGGGUCCACCACUGCCCUACAUGUGACUGUGCCCAAGUUAAGCCCCAACCUGUGAGAGGAAAGCUGCUAACUCCCAGCUGUAGCCAUGGGCCCCUGGCCCCUGCUUUCCUGCUCAGCAGAGCCCCUCCCAUCAGAGAUUACGGGUACUUGCACUGGGGAGGUGGCUGCUGGCUGGUCCAAGCAGAGAGCUGAGGCAUCCAAGAAGUGUUCCAUUGGUGGGAGAGGGGUGCCAGGUGAGGGGAGCAUUCCUUGUGCUUUUGGCAGCACUGAAUAGCCACUGAAGGGGGUGAAGGGGCAGUACAGGUCCCGGGGCAGCCCCUUUCUUAUUCCUUUAUGCCCCUUCUCCCCCAUAGCCUAUUUCUAAAGUCGCCUUUUCUGUCAGAUAAACCUCAGAACUUUUAAUUUUAUUUGAGAUUUUUUUUUUUUUUGCUUUUAAAUAAGAGGUGGAUUGAAGAAUAUUUGAAUUGACUUUAUAUUAUGCAUAAAUAUUUAUAUUUUAUCUAAAUAACUGCGCUGUAACAAACUUUGUGUUAGUCAGACAUUUGGAACUUGUAGUUGGGGGCUCUUCUUUUCCCCACGGCAGUCUUACCCUGCUAUAUAAAAUGUUCUAGAUUAAUUCUACUGUUGGAGGUUAGGUGGACGGGGGAGUGAAAUCUUGAUUGUUCCUGUUCUGUGUUCCUCUCCCAGCUCCAUCUCUUUCCCUAGGGACCAGGCACUCUUAAGGUGGGGUGGAGUCCUAGCCUCAAUUUGAAGUGAGGGUUGAUGGGGGGCGGGGGGAGGGCAUGACCAAAGGGGGGCCGUUUCUCACUUUUCUUUCCUCAUCUUCACUGCCCCUUGAGCUAGGUGGAUUUUCUCUUCUUGACAAAUAAGAGGAGUAUUUGAUAGGGAAGGCAAGUUAAAAAAGUAAAUAAAACCCACCCCUACCCCUUUUGUUUCCCCUCCCCUAUCAGUCUGGUAACAGGAAGAAACCACACCAUCAACACCAACAAGUUUCCAUGUUCCUUUUACAACAAAAGGGACUUGACUUUUUAUAUAACCAAAUGUGGUGUUUUAGUGACUUUUUGAUAAUGUACA